Molecule: messenger RNA, 816 nt
Organism: Ogataea philodendri
Lineage: Eukaryota; Fungi; Ascomycota; Pichiomycetes; Pichiales; Pichiaceae
Exons: 1
Coding region: 1-816 (271 amino acids)
Biological process (GO): vesicle-mediated transport
Cellular component (GO): membrane
Source: RefSeq, a predicted model, not a curated record
AUGAGCUUCGAAGAGGAGCUUGAUUCCAGCGUUUACUACGCUGCGUUGAGUCUGAACUCCACCACGCUGUAUACGUACGAUAACGUGAACUUCACCAGCAAGCUGAAUGUCAACUACUCGGAGCUGGUUUCGAAAAAUCUGGGGGUCAUCAACUCUAUCCAGGAAACAAGGAUAAACAGUCUCAAGUUGAGUAGCAAUGUGAUAUUGAACGUCGCAAACUCGCACAGCGCAUCGCCGCGCCAUGUGUUCACUAACCUGAUGCUAUAUUACCACAAGAAGCUGAUGAAAAACAACAACCUCAUAACCAUCAUAGUGCUGUGUAACGACCGGAUGCUGGAUCGGUUCGUUUACAACCUGAUGGAGAAGAUCAUGGACGAGUAUUUGGACCGGUUCUACCAAACCGAGAACGGCGGACUGAAUUUCGAGUUCAAAAACCGACUUCGAGAUAUAAUUGUGGACCACGAACUCAAACUACGUCAGCUCACCUCCAAAUACGGAGCCACUACAACAGACGAUCUGGACGAGAUCAGAGACCUCAUGACCGAAAACAUCGAUAAGGUGCUCAACCGAGGAGAAAACCUCAACGCUCUCAUUAACAAAACAAGUCAGCUCAACUCGUCAGCCAACUCGUUCCGCAGAAGAACCGUUCUUGUCAAGCGCAAACUCUGGUGGUCCAACAUCAAGUUUCUUGUGCUGAUCGGAUCCACCGUCAUUUUCAUCAUAUAUCUAUUCAUAGGCCUGGAGUGUGGCCUGCCAUUUUACACAAGAUGUCUGCAUCCGUCGAAACCGUCCCAACCUCAUCAGAACGAAUAUUAA